AUGACACAACCCUUCAUAACUCAAGCUGAAACUGCUCAAAGUUACGCAAACACAGUAACAACCCAAAUAGACAUUCUUAAGGAUUUUUCAAAAUGGUCUAGAGCUCUUCGAGUCUUUUCAUAUGUUUAUCGUUUCUAUGAUCGAAUCUCUCGUACCCGCAGAAAGUUGAACCAGCAUCAAAAAGUAGAACUCGACCGAGUUACACAUUCUGAACCCAGAGACAGACUUAAAGUUCUGUUCACACACCCUAGUAUUCAACUGGAUGCAGAAGAGAUUACUAAUACAAAAGAUAAACUUAUAAUAAUAUGUCAGACUCUAUAUUACCCUGAAGAAUAUAUUUGUUUACAGAGGAAAACUCCACUACCCGGAAAAAGUACUCUUAUUACCCUAACACCCUAUUUAGAUUCGAAGAACAUUAUACGUGCAAAUGGUCGUUUAGCAAAAUCAAGCUGUUUAUCAUAUGAUGAAAGACACCCAAUUAUAUUACCCUACAAAAGUUGUUUUACAAAAUUGUUGACAAGUCACGUUCACUUAAUAACUCUACACGGAGGAAAUCAAGCUAUGCUGCGAGUUAUACGAUCGGGCUAUUGGAUUCCAAAGCUCAAAAAUCUUAUACGCUUCAUAGUUGAUAAAUGUACCCAGUGCACAAGAUAUAGACAUCGCCAAACUACCCAAUUAAUGGCGGCUUUACCUCCAGAACGUACUCAAUUGUCGAGACCCUUUUGCAACACUGGAGUUGAUUUUGCUGGACCGUUUGACAUAAAAACGUAUGCUGCCCGAGCAUGUAAAGUCACCAAAGGUUACGUCUGUGUCUUCGUAUGCUUUGCAACAAAAGCAAUUCAUUUAGAACCAACGUCAGACCUAUCUACCCAAGCAUUCAUGGCUGCUUUCGCCCGAUUUUUUUCGAGGCGGGGAUGCCCUGCCGCUAUAUAUUCAGACAACGGUACUAACUUUGUUGGUGCUUGUCAACUACUCAAGAAAGAGCGACAGGAAUUCUUUAAACAAUUGAGAAGUUCUGUUAUUGCAGCUAAUAGUUUUCAAAACUUGAUUUGGCACUUCAUUCCACCCGGAGCUCCACACAUGGGAGGCUUAUGGGAAGCUGGAGUCAAAAGCUUCAAAAGCCAUCUUAAGAAGUCAAGAAUUACCCGACACACAUUUGAAGAAUUCGCUACCCUACUUACAAGAAUUGAAGGAUGUCUAAAUUCGAGACCACUUAGCCCAUCAAGUGAAAACUCACAGGACUUAAACCCAUUAACCCCAGGUCAUUUUUUGAUAGGUUCACCCAUGUUAACACCUGCCGAACCCGAUUGUAGUGAUGGAAACGUUACUAUAGCAAAUAGAUGGCAAAAACUGAGGAUUCAACAUCACCACUUCUGUCGAAGAUGGAAAGAUGAAUACCUCAAAGAGUUACACAAGAGAUAUAAGUGGAAAUACCCUCAGAGAGAAAUUGCAGUAGAUGAUUUAGUUGUCAUUAAACACGACAACAUACCUCCGAACGAAUGGUCGCUUGGUCGUGUCGUUAAAACUGUUCCCGGUUCUGAUGGACGUAUCAGAGUCGUUGAACUGAGAACCUCAACAGGAAGUUUAAUCCGACCGAUAACUAAAGUUGUCGUUUUACCCACUAGUUAG
Messenger RNA from Calliphora vicina (urban bluebottle blowfly), 1629 nucleotides. RefSeq lists its product as uncharacterized. NCBI's taxonomy places the organism in Eukaryota, Metazoa, Arthropoda, Insecta, Diptera, Calliphoridae. Gene Ontology annotation, biological process: DNA integration. Gene Ontology annotation, molecular function: nucleic acid binding. The record is from RefSeq and is a predicted model, not a curated record. The coding region runs from base 1 to 1629 and encodes 542 amino acids. The transcript has a single exon.